This is a messenger RNA of Brassica oleracea var. oleracea, 968 nucleotides long. RefSeq lists its product as uncharacterized. The coding region runs from base 182 to 844 and encodes 220 amino acids. The transcript has 2 exons. Lineage: Eukaryota; Viridiplantae; Streptophyta; Magnoliopsida; Brassicales; Brassicaceae. The record is from RefSeq and is a predicted model, not a curated record.
UUCCAGAGAUAACAGAAACCGUGAAACAAUCAUAUGAUUUAAUGAUACCUAAAUUUCACAGAUCCAAAGAAAACAAAACAUACAUUUGAAGUAAGAUUAAAAAAACAUGGUAAUGACAUAAAAAAUGGUGAUGCAAUAGGCGGAGGCGGGUAAAAAGAAGAAGGUAGAAGACACGAAGGGCAUGGGAGACAGUCGUAGAGGACCAUCCUCAACACCACAAUCACGCAAGAUCAUGGUGAUCGCUGACCCGACCCGUGAAUCUGCAGCUGCUCUUCAAUACGCUCUUUCACACGCCGUGCUCGAGCAAGACGAGCUCAUCCUCGUCCAUGUUGAAAACAAUGGUGGCUCGUGGAAAAACGCAUUUUCAAGUUUCUUGAGAUUACCAAGCUCCUCCUCAUCCUCUAGCACAAGCGGGUCAUCACCGGGUGCUAAUAAUGCCAACGCUAAUAUUGCAAACACCGUUUCAUCUUUGGCCUCUGAGAUUGGUCAAGGGGAAGGGAAUUUCCUUGAACAGAUGAAACGGAUAUGUGAAAUUGCUCAGCCGAAGGUGCGUGUGCAGACAGAGUGUAUAACCAUGGAUGGCAUCAAAGCUGCAGCUAUUCUUCUUCAUGGAGACAAACUUGGGGUUGAAGUUAUCAUCAUUGGCCAACGCAGGACAAUCUCAUCUUCCCUUCUAGGAUCUAUGCGGCCUGGAGGGUCUCUAAUAGGAUCAAAAGGAGUAGAUACAGCAGACUAUCUAAUCGAGAACAGCAAAUGCACCUGUGUUGGCGUACAGAAGAAAGGUCAAAAUGGAGGCUAUGUUCUAAACACCAAGACCCAUAAGAACUUUUGGCUAUUGGCAUGAACUUUUGGCUAUUGGCAUGAUCAUGCACUUUUUUCCUAGACAGUUUUAUUGCUUACAUAUACCUAAAGUACAAAAAAGAUAAGUUUACCAGCCAUCUUCACUUGUUUAUUCUUUAUCUUUAAAU